Messenger RNA from Drosophila arizonae, 3009 nucleotides. It is a transcript of the gene wnd, whose product is annotated as Mitogen-activated protein kinase kinase kinase 13 wallenda. NCBI's taxonomy places the organism in Eukaryota, Metazoa, Arthropoda, Insecta, Diptera, Drosophilidae. Gene Ontology annotation, biological process: protein autophosphorylation. Gene Ontology annotation, molecular function: ATP binding; MAP kinase kinase kinase activity. The record is from RefSeq and is a predicted model, not a curated record. Gene Ontology annotation, cellular component: cytoplasm.
AUGACAUUAGACAGGAUUCAUAGACAUCUAACAAUCAUUCUCUUCUCUGCUCUCAUUAGUGUGGUCUGCCUGCAGGAUGAAUUUGGACACCUAGGACUUGCUGCCACAGAUCUGCCCUUCAAGUCGACGGACAUCGAUUCAGCUGCGCCGCAGCAUCACAACAACUAUGCGGAGAUUACGGACAGCAGUGCCGAGAACACGUGCCAGCAACGCUGGCCACCACAUGCGGGAGGUGGUGGAUUGGCCAGCGCUUUCGGUCAUCCGGAUAAGCCGAUUAGCUGGAUGUACGGCUUGCUGGGUUGCAUGAAGCCCGUGUUGUCCUUCAUUGGCAAGGCGGGCGUCAUCGAGGUGAAGAACCAGCGYAGCGAAAACUGGGAAAUACCCUUUGAGUCCAUCACGGAUCUGGACUGGUUGGGCAGUGGUGCGCAGGGUGCCGUCUUCAGCGGCAARCUGAACAAUGAAAUUGUGGCUGUCAAGAAGGUAAAGGAGCUGAAGGAGACAGACAUCAAGCACUUGCGCAAGCUGGAUCAUGAGAACAUUAUCAAAUUCAAAGGCGUUUCAACGCAGUCCCCUGUCUUUUGCAUCAUCAUGGAGUAUUGUCCGUAUGGCCCGCUGCAGGACAUAUUGAAGGAGGAGCAGGUCAUGUUGCCGUCCCGUUUGGUCUCUUGGUCCAAACAAAUUGCGUUGGGCAUGCAAUAUUUGCACUCACAUAAGAUCAUACACAGAGAUCUAAAGAGUCCCAACAUACUGAUUAGUACAAAUGAAGUGGUGAAGAUCAGCGACUUUGGCACCAGUCGCGAGUGGAAUGAGAUUAGCACGAAGAUGAGCUUCGCGGGCACCGUUGCCUGGAUGGCGCCCGAGGUUAUUCGAAAUGAACCCUGCUCUGAGAAGGUCGAUAUUUGGUCGUACGGUGUCGUGCUCUGGGAAAUGCUCACCUGUGAAAUACCGUACAAGGAUGUCGACUCAUCGGCCAUUAUUUGGGGCGUGGGCAACAAUUCGCUGAAGCUGCUGGUGCCCAGCACCUGUCCUGAGGGUUUCAAGCUGCUCGUCAAGCUCUGCUGGAAGAGCAAGCCGCGCAAUCGCCCCUCAUUCCGGCAAAUACUCAGCCAUCUGGACAUAGCCGGGCCGGAGCUGUUGCGCAAAAGUGAAAAGCAAUAUUUCGAGACGCAAAAGUCGUGGAAGGAGGAGGUGCGCUCCCAUCUCAAGGAGAUCACUCAGAACGGCACCAGCAUACACAAGUAUGAGCAGGAUCUGAUCAGGCGACGCACCGCCGAAUGGCGACAUGCGCAGGACAUACGCAUGGUCUACGAGGACAAGCUGCAAAAGACAAAUCAGCUGUUCUUCGAGCUGAGCGAGUGCAUGACACAGCUGCAGGAGAAAGAGAAAGAGAUUGCCGAGCGGGAACGUAAGCUGCCCGGCUCAGGCUAUAAGCCCACGCGACGUUUGGGCAACACUCUCAGGAAAAUGCAACAUUAUCGACGACGACUGAAUGCGCCACCGGCACAACCAAUUCAACAACAGCAAUCCUCAACGCCUGAUCCCGAGACCACGCCAGAGAGUCCCGUGAAAUGUGUGCUCUAUGCGCAACUGGAUGGCGAUAGCCAGCCGAAAUCCUAUUGUGCUGUCGGCACCAGCAUUCUUGUCGGCCCCAAUAUUUCCAACAAAAACAAGAAGACUUGGCGUCAUCGACGCAAUGGCUCGGGCUCCUUUGCCGCACCGCCCAAAUACAGUCCGACGCGCGAUCGUCGCUAUCAAAGCGAGCCGGAAAACCGCAAGGUUCAGCUGGUCGAGCGGCAAACUCAAACGGAUGCCAUGGAUGUCAGCGAGACGGACAUUAGUCCGUGCGUUGAGCAGCCAGCUGAAGUGCCCCAGCCGCCACCCAUUCAUCGUCAGCUGCCGUUGCAACUUCAACGCAUCCAGCAGCUGGCCACGGCCAUGGCGCAAGCCAAGGUGCUCGGUAGCAGCCUACCAGCAGCAACCGAUAGCUCACCAGCAAAUGCUGCCAGUCCAUCCAAUGGUAACUCGCUGAGCAACAGCGAGCUGACCUAUCAGGAUGCAUGCUCCAGUCCYGAUCAGCUCAUUGACGACGUGAUGAACAGCAACGAGCGUCUGGACAUUUCUGACUGCUACAGCGACAAUGAGAAUCUUGAGCGUCUGGGCCGCAAAGUCAGCGAGUUCAUUAACGAGAACCGCCUGUCCAUCCAGUCGAAUUCCACAGAGAAUGGCAACGGCGGCAGCGGUGGCAGCGUACACACGACAACGGCGCCGGAGCCGCGAGAUAUGGGUGCAACCAGCAGUCCCUGUCUGAGCCGCUGCAGCAGCACACAGGGCAGAAGACAGGCAAGGCAACAGCAACAACAACAACAGCAACAACAGCAGCAGCAGCAGUUGCCAGAGAACACAACAGCGAUCCACAGCAAUGCUAAUGGUGAAUCGUCUCAGGAGCCUCAAGGCGAGGAUAGCUGGUCGGAUGAGGAGGGUGAGGAUACCGACUAUAAUUACGCGUUGCGCAGAAGAAGCAUUGGACGCCUGCCCAUYGGACGUGGCAUGCGGCCGAGACGUAGCUAUAAGGCGCCGCUCUCACAAAAGAUUGCCAUACACAAGCGUAAUGUGGUCAUCGUAUCCGAUGAGGARAACACCUCCGAGUACAGUCAUUCGCCGUCGAGCCAACACUCGACACUCGAAAGCAAUACGGAUAUACCGGUCGAUCUAAAGCUGAAAAAACAACAGAAACAGAACAUCAACAAUAGCUCCAGCGAGCCAGACUCAAGUGACUCCAGCGAGGAGGACGAAGAGGAGGUCGAGGAGGGCGCAAAAAGGCCGAAGAAGCCAUCAACUCCAGCGUUACAAAUGGGCGCCAUACGCAGCAGCGAUAUUAUAUCUAUACCCACAUUUGAGGCUGAUGGCGCCGUAAAUAUGGUUUAACCUAGUUAUGCAUAGCCUAAGUGAGAAAAGCUCCUACAACAAUUAACCGAAAUCAACUAUCUCUUUAUAUACUCAAAAACAAAA